Molecule: messenger RNA, 1622 nt
Organism: Geodia barretti
Lineage: Eukaryota; Metazoa; Porifera; Demospongiae; Tetractinellida; Geodiidae
Source: the annotation of a GenBank genome assembly
AUGAGAGUAAUCAGCAAUGCCAGCUCAGUGACCAUCUCGUGGAGUGCUCCAUUCUCUCUGGAUGUGACUGGUGUUGAUCCUGAUAUCUGGUACUCUGUCCUCAUCUACAAUGUGACAGAUGAGAACAACCCAACAGCUAUCCUCUGUACUGACUGUAUCAAUAUCACUGAGACACACUACACCUUCACUCCUGACUACCUCAGUCCUUGUCAUGUGCACAACUUCUCUGUCAUCCCCCUAAAUGGAGCUGGCCAGGGAGAGAGCAGUUUUAAUGCUACAACUAUCGUGGUUGGUGACAGUGGAAAUAUAUCCCUCUCAAUAAUUGACAUUGCACCUAGUAGCAAGUCAUUCUGCAGUGUUAGCCUUAAUGUUGUGGGACUUGGCAAUGUGUGUCACCCAAUUCUCAGUGAAGCAAACAAGAGUUUCUCUGAUAUUCAUGUUGUAGAUGAGCAAGUGUUCCUCUUCCUAAUGCUACCUGCAAACAAAAGAUACUUCAUGUACCUUUCAAUAAGAAAAGGCUGGGUAUCUGCAACCAUAGCACACCUAUAUUUCACAACCUAUGAUGUCCAAAGAAUGUCAGUGGAAGAGAGAGGAGUAGGAGGAGUAUUAGUGAGAGGGGAGUUCAUGAGUGGGUCACGAGCUACAGGAUGUCUAGUGGUCUUCGAGGGACCUCCCUCCUCUCCUGACAUCUUCAGAGCUCUCCUGAGGACCCAGUCUCAGGACACUGUCUCCACCACGGUACCUGUCCCUCCCUCCACUUACACUGUGUAUGGAUACGACCUUGAGGAGAAUGGACUACCCAACACCACGCCUGCUGUGAUACUGGAGAGUCAGCUAACUAUCAGCAAAGGUGCUACAUUGGUUAAAAGUUCUCAACUAUUAAAGGAUGCCGAUAUAACAUCUGAAUUAGGAUCAACUAUAGUUAUAGACUGUGAAUUCUCAGAGGUCUAUCCAGAGGCCUCAUGUGUCCUGGUCUACAGAGAGUAUGGCAGUCCUCUCCUGACAGUUGUGGAGUUGUCUCAGCUCAUCAACUUCCCUGUUUCUAUCACUGUGGACAAUCCUGAGAACUACACGUUUGCACUGUUUGGAAAAGACAGCACAACAGGAACAGAGGAAGAGCCGGUUAUUUGUAUCAAGUUUGAUAAGGUUGCACCAGAUCAAACAUUACUUAAUAAGACACUGGAUUCCGAAAAGAAAGAAGAAACAGAAAGUGGGAGAGAUGAGAAAAACAACUCCCAAACACAACAUGUUGCCAUAGCCAUUGGGGGUACACCCUUUUGUCAAAACAAUCAUGUUUACUUAUUCUAUCCAGCAGGGGCUGUAUUGAUAUGUGUUUUAUCAUGUGCCUCUGGUGUGCUAGUCUUCAUGACAGUCAGGCGGUACAGAAGCAAAAAAAUAAAAGAUAAAAGUGCAGCCCCAACUGUCCAGACCAGAAAUGCUGUGGUGUAUGAUGAGGUGGUUCUGCCCCCAACCUCCUCCUCCGUCAUUCGAACAGAACCUAAUGCAGCGUAUGUCACCACUCAGACUACUACCAUACCCACUGGCGAGAAUGUAGCUUAUGGUGUGCAUUGAUAAAGACUUAAUAGUACAAUGAUCAUUGUUUUUAUAUUUCUUGUGAUCAU